Molecule: messenger RNA, 871 nt
Organism: Fragaria vesca subsp. vesca
Lineage: Eukaryota; Viridiplantae; Streptophyta; Magnoliopsida; Rosales; Rosaceae
Product: cold-regulated 413 plasma membrane protein 1-like
Exons: 4
Coding region: 117-722 (201 amino acids)
Cellular component (GO): membrane
Source: RefSeq, a predicted model, not a curated record
GCUUUCCUUUAUAAGAACCAACUGAAGGUCAAAUCCAAACUCCGACUCUCUCAUCUUCACUCUCUCUCUGUUUCGAUCGGAAUCACAAACACAGAGACAUAAACUUGGAGAUCCGGAUGCGGAAGACCUACUUGAGAAUGAAGACUGGCUCCGUCGCCAACGAUUUGAUCAACGCCGAUUUCAAAGACCUCGCUGCCGCUGCUAAGAAGCUUGCAACUCAUGCCGUCCACCUCGGAAGCUUAGGCUUUGGCACCACUUUUCUUGAAUGGGUUGCUUCUUUUGCUGCAAUUUAUCUGUUGGUCUUGGAUCGGACAAACUGGAAAACAAACAUCCUCACAGGGCUGUUGAUCCCAUACAUAUUCUUUAGCCUUCCUUCACUGAUUUUCUCUAUCUUCAGGGGAGAAAUUGGAAGCUGGAUUGCUUUCGUUGCGGUUAUCUUGCGACUCUUUUUCCCUAAAAGAUUCCCAGAAUGGGCUGAAUUGCCGGCUGCGCUGAUUCUUCUGAUGGUUGUGGCUCCGAGUUUAAUUGCAACCACAGUCAGGGAUGACUGGAUCGGCGUUGCAAUAUGUCUCGUCAUUGCAGCUUACUUGCUGCAAGAACACAUCCGGGCAUCUGGUGGAUUCAGAAACGCUUUCACACAACCCCAUGGCGUAUCAAAUACUGUCGGCAUUAUCUGUCUGUUCGUCUACCCUGUUUGGGCGUUGGUCCUUGACAUCCUAUAGUUCCCUGCACUCUCUUAUUCAUUUGAGGGAUUGUAGAUUUUGUUGUGUUUCAAGUUUUGUACCUUAAAUUUGUUUCUAGAAAACCUUGUGCAAGAUACUAUCUUCAUUUAUAUGGAAGGAACAUAAAAUUUGCCCCAAGGGUUCUGGAA